Microdochium trichocladiopsis is the source of this 2562-nucleotide messenger RNA. Its product is annotated as Metallo-dependent phosphatase-like protein. The record is from RefSeq and is a predicted model, not a curated record. The transcript is spliced from 3 exons. The coding region runs from base 477 to 2378 and encodes 633 amino acids. NCBI's taxonomy places the organism in Eukaryota, Fungi, Ascomycota, Sordariomycetes, Xylariales, Microdochiaceae. Gene Ontology annotation, molecular function: phosphoprotein phosphatase activity. Gene Ontology annotation, cellular component: cytoplasm.
AGCUACUUUUCGUGUAAGCGCCGAAACCACAUGCUCUCUUGGCACGUUCUAGACCCCUCCCGCUAAUCGAUAGAGCUGUGCCAGAUGGAUGGUAUUCCCCAAGCCCAUGAUGCCCACACUUCCAACCCUUCUGAGCUCCCAGAGCCCGCAAUCACGACCACAUCCACAACCACAACCACCACUAUCAUCGCCAGCCCGUCAAAAGAGAUUCUCACCAUCCGCGCCCCAGAAAGAUCCUUAGUCUAUCCCCAGGCGUCCUAGAUACUGGCCGAAAGCAUCGCCUGAACCACCGACCUCGACAGUCUCGCUCCACUUCCUGAUCGUCUCCUCACCACUGUCGAUCGAAACCACCGCUACUCAAAAAAGAUGCUGCCGUGCCCAUCAUAGCAGCCAGCCGUCGUUUCCCACCUGCCAUAUCACUACACAAACCGGGCGCCGCCUCAAGCUUUUGCUUGGCCUGAGCGCGAGCUCCCACAAUGACCCGCCGCAUUGUGCGCACAAUCACCCAGCUCGCGGGCGUGACCGUCGUCACAUUCCUCGUCAUCCUCAUCCUCGACCGCAACUACCGGGUCCUCCCCAAUGCCGUCCACGAGUACAUGCCCCAGCACCACCACGGGCUGGUGGUCACCGACCUCACGCUGACGACGUGCUCCUCGGCGAACCCCUUUUCGUCGUGCGACCUCGACAAGGCCGUCUGGCACCGCAUCGACAAGGACCUCUACCUGGGCAGGAGCUGGUUUGCGAGCGCGUACCUGCAUGUCCAGCGCAAGAAGGAGGAGGAGCUGACCAGCGAGGACAGCGUCGUCGUCGACGUCGCCGUGGGCAGGCGGGACCCGUCCGAGAAUGGCGACGACACCAAGGCAGAUAAGAACAAGAACAAGAAGAACAAGCAGUGGGAGUCGCGGCCGGCUGGGAUAUGGAUCCUACGGUCGGAGAAGCGGCACGCGAGCGACUCGGACAAGGCCGUGACGGCGGUGGACGCGCUGUUUGGCGACGACGCCGUCGAGGCGCGCGACGGCUGGCACAUCCAGGGCACGCCCUUGCUGCUCGACACCAAGGCCGAGUCGGUGCACCUGACGGUGCGCCGCGGCAGCCCCGUCGAGCCCGUCAAGCCGCAACCAAAGGUCAGGGAGAACGGCAGGUUCAAGAUCAUGCAGCUUGCCGACAUACACCUGAGCACCGGCGUGGGACACUGCCGAGACCCGGUGCCCAACGAGUACGCCGGAGGGCCGUGCCUCGCCGACCCGAGGACCCUGGACUUUGUCUCGCUCAUGCUGGAGGAGGAGAAGCCGGAUCUGGUCGUCUUGAGCGGCGACCAGGUUAAUGGCGAUACGGCGCCAGACGCCCAGACGGCCAUCUUCAAAUAUGCCCAGCUCCUGAUAAAGCACAAGAUCCCGUACGUGUGCAUCUUUGGCAACCACGACGAUGAAGGACUGGCCGUGUCUCGGGCGACCCAGAUGGCGCUCAUCGAGCAGCUUCCGUACUCGCUGUCGGUCGCCGGCCCGGACGACAUCGACGGGGUGGGCAACUACUACAUCGAGGUGCUCGCGCAGGGCGCGUCCAAGCACUCCGCCAUCACAAUAUACCUGCUCGACUCGCACUCGUACUCGCCCGACGAGCGGCACUUCCCGGGCUACAACUGGAUCAAGCAGAGCCAGAUUGACUGGUUCACGCGCACGGCGUCGGGCCUCAAGAAGCAGCACAAGGAGUACACCAAGAUCCACCUCGACGUGGCCUUUAUCCACAUCCCCUUACCCGAGUACGGGCUGCCGGAGAACCCGAAAGUGGGCGAGUGGAGGGAGGGCGUGACGGCGCCGACGUUCAACUCGGGCUUCCGCGACGCGCUGGUCGAGCAGGGCGUCGUGAUGGUCGGGUGCGGCCACGACCACGCCAACGAGUACUGCAUGCUCUCGUCGACCUCGCCGCCAGACGAGGAAGAAGGGGCGGAGCAGACAGGCGGGAAGGGGGGCAAGAAGGGAGGGAAGCGGUCAGACAAGUCCCCCCGAGAUGGAGAGCAGGAGCAGGAGCAGAAGCAGACCAAAGUCAUCCACCCGGAGCUGUGGAUGUGCUACGCCGGCGGCGCCGGGUUCGGGGGGUACGGCGGGUACGGCGGCUUCGUGCGGCGCGUGCGCUUCUACGACUUUGACAUGAACGUCGCGCGCAUCACGACGUACAAGCGCGUCGAGUACGUCGCUCCCCCGGGCGGCGGCGACGACGCCGGGCGGCCGGUGCAGGAUAUCAAGGCCCGCGUGGACGAGCAGGUCAUUGUCGACGGAGGCGUCGUGCAGCCGCCCCCUGUCGUCGAGGAGGAGGCGGAGGCUGCUGCUGCUGCUGAAGGCGAGCGGGGAAAUGGACAGAGGAGGAAGAGGAGGCGGUAGUGCUGCUGACUUUUCAAACUUGGACUUGGAGAAAGAAGAAGAAAAUCAUAGUGCAGUUAAUUUUGGGCGAAAAAACAAAGGACUCGAGAGAGAACGUCGUGGCUUUGGCACGCGCGGCGCGACUGGGCUUGGAUAGCAACCUAGCCUUUUUCCAUAUGAAUAUAUAUAUACACUAAGUACGGAA